This is a messenger RNA of Arctia plantaginis, 279 nucleotides long. NCBI's taxonomy places the organism in Eukaryota, Metazoa, Arthropoda, Insecta, Lepidoptera, Erebidae. The record is from the annotation of a GenBank genome assembly.
AUGUCAUCAGUUCAGUUUAAUUUCCCGCCGGAGAGUUACUCUGCACUUUAUAAAACAGAUGGAACAGCAAAUGUGAAUGUGGUGGGCAAGUGCAAUCUGCCAGACUCCAGUGAGGUUGCUGUGUCACCCUCUAAUACUACUCUUUCGCCGCCCUCCUCGCUAUUUGGCUGUUUUCAUUGUGCAUUUCAAAAUGGAAUUAAGUUCACUCGGAGAGAAAAGCAUAAGAAGGAAAAUCACACCAACAAUAUCAAGGUAUUUUUUUCCCAUGUACCUACCUAA